This is a messenger RNA of Humulus lupulus (European hop), 1086 nucleotides long. RefSeq lists its product as uncharacterized. NCBI's taxonomy places the organism in Eukaryota, Viridiplantae, Streptophyta, Magnoliopsida, Rosales, Cannabaceae. The transcript is spliced from 3 exons. The record is from RefSeq and is a predicted model, not a curated record. Bases 1 to 1086 code for a protein of 361 amino acids.
AUGGCUGCUAACUCACAACAGUUUGGCAUUCGACAAGAUCCUAUUCCACCACCCAAAUCAGCUAAUGAAGUGAGCACCUCUAAUGCUAAUCAGCUGGGUCAACAAUUGGCUCAAUUAACUGCAGUGGUACAACAACUAGCUUUAGGCCAACAGGUAAGGCCAUGUGGAAUCUGUCAAGUUGUGGGGUAUGCUAAUGAUACUUGCCCUACUCUAUUUGAAGGGGAAACUGAGGGUGUUAAUGCUGUAAGAAAUUUCCUUGGUCAAUUUCGUCAGAUGUACUAUGAACCCUUUUCACAAACUUAUAAUCCUGGCUGGCGUGAUCAUCCAAAUCUUCAUUAUGGGAAUCAACAACAAGUUGCUCCACAAUCUACAUCUUCGAGACCACAUGGUUUCACUUUGCAACAGCGGUCUCAAAAUAAUUUUAUACCUAGACCGUCAAAAGCACCGCAAGCUACUCCACCACCGAGUGCCAAACCCUCUACUGAGGAUUUAAUCAAUCCACUUGCUACAAAUACUCUUCAGUUUCAGCAAACCACCCAAGCUUCCAUCAAAAGUUUGGAGAUUCAGGUGGGACAAUUAGCAGCAUCAUAUAACAGGUUGGAAGCUCAUCUAUCAAAUAAAUUGCCUUCACAACCUGAGAUGAAUCCCAAGGAGAAUGCUAGUGCAUCAACCACCCCUACACAACUAAACCCUAAGCCUACUUUUGUCAUCCCACCUCCAUUCCCAAGCAGACUAAAGAAGACUAAAAAGGAAGUGGUGGACAAGAAAAUUCUUGAUACAUUUCGAAAGGUAGAAGUGAAUAUUCCUCUUCUUGACGCUAUUAAACAAGUGCCGCGCUAUGCCAAGUUUUUGAAAGAGUUGUGCACUAAUAAGCGCAAAUUGAGGGGUAAUGAAAAAGUUAGUGUGGGGGAGAAUGUUUCUGCAGUUUUUCAAAAGAAGCUUCCACCAAAGUGUAAGGAUCCUGAUGAAUCUAUUCCAUGCUCUACUCCAAUUUUGUUGGGGAGACCAUUCAUGAAAAUUGCGAGAACUAAGAUUGAUGUGCAUGACGGUACAUUGACCAUGGAAUUUGAUGGGGAGACAAUUUGA